UUUUUCUUGUUAUUUAUACGCUGGAAGAAACUUUUUUUUUAUUAUCUUUGGCUUUUGUUGCAAGUCUUUGUUCAUGUCUGAGCCUUUGCUUUCCUGAACUUCGUCUUGGCAGAUUCUGACUAUCUGCUGAUAAUUCUGCCAUAGUUGUGUUGUCCCUCUUUCCAUUUUUUUCUACUUGUCCUCUUCUAGGGGUUUCCAGGUCUGUGGUGGAGGGGGGGGGGAGCAGUUUACACCUGCAAGAGUAACCUUCACCCCGCUGGAUCUCUUUCUUUGCACAGACAAAGAAGAGGAGAGCAGGCCGGAGCCACUCCUGGCGGGAGUGCCGCAAGAACCCGCCUGCUGCCAGCCGAUGAAAACAGCUGCCAUCCUCCCCUCUUCUGGUCUACCACCCUGGCAGGUGGAGCUGGAGUCAGCAGGACAGAUGGGGGGUCCAGCAUCCAGUUCCAAGGCUGAACUCGCAGCAGAUGGGCAUCCCCUGGGGAGGCAAGUCAGCAAAGCCAGCAGCAGCAGCAGCCGAGUGAAGUCCCGCACCUUGCCCAGCGUGCCAAAGCUCCUCAUCCCUUCGUCCGUCUCCAAAUUCCCCCCUGAGAUCACCGUCACUCCACCAACGCCCACCCUCCUGUCCCCAAAGGGGAGCAUCUCGGAAGAGACCAAGCAGAAGCUGAAGUCUGCGAUCCUUUCGGCCCAGUCCGCAGCCAACGUGAAGAAGGAGAGCCUCUGCCAGCCUGCCCUGGAGGUGGUGGAGACCUCCAGCCAAGAAUCUUCUCUGGAGAGCGACUCCGAAGAGGAGGAGGGCGAGGAAGAGGAGGAGGAGGAGGAGGAGGAGGACAACGACUGCAUGGACAUCUGAAGCACCUGGGCUUCUCCCAGGGAGGCUGGGGUGGGGGGUGGGGGGGUGGACGGAAAGAGGGCCUUGCCUGCCUGCCUUCCCACUGCCUCGCUUGCCUGGCCUCUGCCACUGCUGCUUCCACCCACCCCCAGGAUGCCAUUGUGCCCCCCACCCUCCCUCCCCUGGGCCAGUAAACGCUGCCCUGGCAACCCUUGGCAUGCCGUUCCUGCUCCUGGCCCCCUUGCCUGGCUCUGCUGGGGGGGGGAAGGAACCUUCAGCCACGGCUGAGCAGGGCCUAGAAGCAGCUGCGCCCCCCAACCCCUGCACCCUUCGCCUUUCGCCUGCUUCUCUCGCUGCUGCCUGAAAAGAAAACCCCAGCCGAGCUGGCCGUUUGUUUGCAUGAAGAGGCGUCGGUCGGUUGGGGCAUCACUGACCGAGAAAUUGGAAUGGUUUUCGGUACCAUUUUGAUAAUGUCUGUUUUUUUUACAGAAUGACACAAAAAAAGUGUAUGUACAUGCUUUGUUUUUUAAGUCGCUGUGGGAAGAUUGGUCGCAUAUACACGGGAGACAAUGAAGAAGACCAAGGAUUUUUUUCUACCGAAUGUUGUAAUUUGUAGCAUAAUUAAUGCAAAUCCUGCACAGGGACCAGGAUGUGUGUCACUUAAAGCCUAAAGUUUAUCAGGCUGGGUUUCAGUCUGUUGGGGGAGCCGUUGUAUAAAGGGUGCAAUGUAGAGCUUUGUAUAAAUACACAUUUUUCUAAUAAAGUCAAAACACGUC
Messenger RNA from Notechis scutatus (mainland tiger snake), 1605 nucleotides. Lineage: Eukaryota; Metazoa; Chordata; Lepidosauria; Squamata; Elapidae. The record is from RefSeq and is a predicted model, not a curated record.